UCAAAGUGGCAAUCCUUUAACCUACACAAACACAGGCAGGAGGAUUCUGAAGUUGUGCUUUAAAUUAAGUGAAAGGGAAAGAAAAAACGUACACAAAUUACGGGGACGGGCGUAAGCUCGCCUAAAUUCCGAAAUUAGAAGCAAGUUUCGGCGCAAAAAACCCCUAAUUUGCGGCGCCAGGUAUCGCGGCAAAUCCAGGUAUAUUUGUUUAUAGGCUAUGAUCGGCCUGGUCGGCCGGGGACGGAAAUGAAUCUAUUGCCUUCACCGUAGUGUAUAGAGAAUAGUCUUCUAUAGGUCUUAACCGAAUGGAAACCAUAGCUGAAAACCAUAGCACUAAACUCCCAAGAAAACCCCAAAACCAACCACGGUCAAUCCCGAACAAUCUUCAACCCCAGCGUUUCCCCACACACCAUGAUGCACCCGAUAUUUCUCCAACAGUUCGAAUCCUUUGCGACCUCCUUACCCGAAUCUCUCCACACGAUAUUGAAUCUGCGCUUUCUUCCACUGGGGUUAUCCCUACUUCCGAUGACAUCCAACAAGUCCUUGGUUUUUCUUACAAUCAGCCGUUGUCUGCCAUCAAGUUCUUCAGGUGGGCCGGGUGCUUCGUCAAGCCCUCUGCUUAUGCGUGGAAUCUUAUAGUCGAUUUGCUUGGGAAGAAUCAAAGCUUUGAACCGAUGUGGGAUGCUAUGCGCUCCAUGAAGCAAGAGGGUCUUCUUUCAACUACAACGUUUGGCUCUGUCUUCAGCAGCUAUUGUAUUGCGCAUAGGUUUAGUGAGGCUACCAUGAGUUUUGAUGUCAUGGAUAGGUACGGUGUAGAACAAGAUGUUGUUGCAGUCAAUUCACUUCUUAGUGCAAUUUGCCACGAGGACAAUCAGAUGUCGGUUGCAAUAGAGUUUUUUGAUAAGAUCAAGAUGAAGAUCCCACCUGAUGGGGAUACUUUUGCCAUUUUGCUCGAAGGGUGGGAGAAAGAAGGCAAUUUGGCUAAGGCCAAGAACACGUUCGGCGAGAUGGUAGUCAGAGUAGGAUGGAGUCCGAAGCACAUUUCUGCUUAUGAUGCCUUUUUGACCACGCUUGUUCGUGGCUCUCAAGUCGAUGAAGCUCUCAAAUUUUUGCAAGUUAUGAAGAAGAAUGACUGCUUACCAGGUUUGAAAUUUUUCUCUAACACUCUCGAUAUUCUCGUCAAGCAAAAUGACUCAGCCCAAAUAAUUCCAUUGUGGGAUACAAUGGUGGGUGGUGGGCUGGUGCCCAAUUUGAUUAUGUACAAUGCAUUGAUCAGUGUGUUAUGCAACAACGAUGACGUGCAUGACGCUUUCCGGUUCCUCGAUGAGAUGACAUUCCACGGAGCUUUCCCCGAUUCUUUGACUUACAACAUGAUUUUCCAUUGCUUGGUGAGGAAUAAGAUGGUUCGCGAGGUGGGGAAGUUCUUUGUCGAGAUGACCAAGAACGAGUGGCCUCCUACAAGUUCUAAUUACGCCGCGGCUAUUAAGAUGUUGUUGGAGAACGAUGACCCCGAAAUGGCAAUUAAUAUGUGGAAUCACAUGGUUGAGAAUCAUGUCUCAACGCUCGAUGAAAGCGCUAAUGAGUUACUCAUCGGGCUUUGCAAUUUAGGUAGGUUAGUAGAAGUGAAAAGAUUUGUCGAAACAAUGCUUGAUAAAAGAAUUAGCAUAUACGAUUCGACAAUGGAGAAAUUAAAGAACCCUUUUUACAAAAAGGGUAGAAGUUUUAGAGAUAAAUAUGAUAGUCUUUCAAGGGAAUGGAAAGCUAUGAAGAUGUCAUGAUAUGAACAUCUUUUCACAUAUUUUAUAUAGAAUUUUCUUUGUUACAUCUUUUCUCUCAUUUUGAUGACAUGUACAGCUGUGGUAAUCGUUAACGAGAUGAACUUUAUCUAGUAAAUGCAGCUCGUGCUAUUUUUUUUUUCUUUUUCA
Messenger RNA from Gossypium raimondii (Peruvian cotton), 1925 nucleotides. Its product is annotated as pentatricopeptide repeat-containing protein At1g77360, mitochondrial. Lineage: Eukaryota; Viridiplantae; Streptophyta; Magnoliopsida; Malvales; Malvaceae. The record is from RefSeq and is a predicted model, not a curated record. The transcript is spliced from 2 exons. Gene Ontology annotation, cellular component: chloroplast. Gene Ontology annotation, molecular function: protein binding. The coding region runs from base 306 to 1778 and encodes 490 amino acids.